Messenger RNA from Lucilia cuprina (Australian sheep blowfly), 2526 nucleotides. Its product is annotated as sphingomyelin phosphodiesterase 4. The transcript has 10 exons. Gene Ontology annotation, biological process: glycerophospholipid catabolic process; ceramide biosynthetic process; sphingomyelin catabolic process. Gene Ontology annotation, molecular function: sphingomyelin phosphodiesterase D activity. The record is from RefSeq and is a predicted model, not a curated record. Lineage: Eukaryota; Metazoa; Arthropoda; Insecta; Diptera; Calliphoridae. Bases 154 to 2421 code for a protein of 755 amino acids.
UUUGUGGAAUUUUUUUGAUUUGUGUUUGUGUAAAACGAAAAAAUAAUUUAUUAAGAAAAAAUCUAUUGAAAAAGGAAGAUUUUAUUACAAAAACUUAACGUUUUAAUUUAUUAGUUUUUUAGAAUAAAUUAUUAAUAGAAAAUCCAGCAAAAUAUGGCCUUGUAUAAUGAAAAUAUUGGCAAUCGUAUCCUUGAACUGCUUAGUUUUCCUUUAUUGGAUCGAUGUACAGAAUUGAAUAUACUAUUUGAAAGAUGCAAUUUACGAGAACUGCAAGAAAUUUUUCCUUCAAUUGUACAAUCUGUUUUUGGUAUUGGUACUGGUGGCCUGGGUUGGGGCUUAAGGGCCACCACUAAGGAAAAUUCGCCACAAUGUUUUGACAUGCUGCAUAACUUUUUUUCACCUAUGGGACCAAUGUUUCGUUUAUGUUAUCGUUUGUUAAAUGAAGCCAUUAAGUUUGAAUUGUCCUUGGAACAAUUGCCGCAUAAAUUAGUUGAAUUGUUACAAUCUGGACAAUACAAUAUGUUUUAUGCAGACCUAAUAAAUGUUGAUCCCUUAAGGAGACAAAUCGCUUCCUUAUCUCUCAAUGCCUUCGACUAUUAUAUAUUACAUUUUGUAAUACACGCCACAUAUCCAUUGCACAAAAUGUAUCCGGCUGCCUUACAAGUACACAAUGAACGCAUGAAAACUGUGUAUUUCUUUUUGACUGCGGAAUAUUUGUGCAAUUUUCUGCCCAGUCGUCCCGAUGCCAUGGUUAUGCCCUCAAAUAUAUGUACCAGUGUUAAGGCACCACAACCCAUGCCAGUGCAACAGUUACAACCUAAAAAAUCUCCUAAAUAUCUGAGGAUACCUCAGUCGAAUAAUAGUUUGUAUGGCAAUAAUAUGUCACAAAUGAAUCAACGUAGUGUGGAUGCAUCACCAAGGGCACAUGCCUGGAGAACUGAAUCGGUUUUGCAUUUUUUCAUAGACACAUGGUUGCGUUAUGAUAUCGAUGAGGCGAGGGAUCUACCCAGUAGUGAAUUUAUACGUGUAGUGCGCAUUUUGGUAAAACAAACGCAUUCCUUUGCCAAUUCUGCCGCUUUAGAUCAAACAGCAAUGGCUUCUUUACGUAAAAUAGCUCAACCAAUGAUGAAGCCACGCAUUUAUCCCUUCAUCAAAAGCAUUAUUGGACGAUGGCCAUUAGACAGCUCUUUGUCAGUGGUUUUAGAAUUAUGGCUGAGCUAUAUACAACCUUGGCGUUACAGGUUUGAAUGGCAAAAUAAUGGUAUGGCUAAUAUGGAUGGUCCCAUCAGUAGUAGAUUUGAUUCUUUUAUUGCUGAAAAUUUAGUUAUUUACACCCAAAUCUUUGUACACUUAUUACCACGUUUUGAAAGAUUAGAUUUUACUUCUUUUCCCAAUGUCAUUAUGUUAAAUCGUUUGGUUAAGGUUUUCAGUCAACCGGGUUUAUCACAAAAACUAUAUCAAGCUGAAAAAUCAUUUGCCGGCAGUUCAAUAUCCUUUGAAUCACCACGCAAACACAGUACCUUAUUAAACUCUACUCCGGGUUCUUGUGAUUGGACUGAUAGCUUUUAUCAUGAUGAUAUCUACACACCCAUGUUUGGACCUGUUAUACGUCAGGAAAUAGAACAAUUUAUUAAAACCGUACAUAUCUCACGUAUGUACAUUUUACAAGAAAUUCAAACUAUACGUCGUGAACAAUUGGAUCGUCGUAAGUCGUUGGGUUUCUUUAAGAAACUUUUAACUAAUUUAUUUGAAGACAAAUCUCCCGAAGAGUUGAAAUUACAGGAAAUUAAUAAAAUACCAGACUUUUUGUCGGUGGCUGUACGUUCAUUGUGUCAAAUGUUUGAUAUUGAUUUACCUAAUAUAUCUAUGGAACAAUUGGAUGUAUCUGCCAGUGCCAGUUUUAAUGACAAUUUCAAUUUCUCUAUAUAUGACAAUAGUGAUUAUCUAGAUAUUUCUCGUGUUUCCCCUAGACAAAUGAUGGACAAUUUAGCUAAUAUUAAAUCGACAAUAGAUCCUGCUCUAUUGCCUAUACAAACGUAUGAAGUAAAGGUAUUGGUGCGCAUUUUACAUCAAAUUUGUUGUUGCAUUAAUGACAAGUAUGGCCCCCAAUUGCACACUCUCUGGAAUCGUAAGGAUAUUGUUGGUAAAUUAUCACGACAAAUUUUAUACGCUCCCAUGACCGCACAAUGGUUCGAUAAACCAAGAGCUUCUUGUGAUGUUUCAGGUGUAAGCGAAUUAUGUGAACAACAAGUGCCCGCUCGUCUAUGUUUAAGAUUUUUAGCAUCUUAUCGUUCGUUAGCUUUAAUAUUUUUAGCUCUUGGUAUCGGUUACCUCUUCUGGGGCUCUUCGACAAUUGGUUUGACAAUCUUAUUGUUUGUAAGCCUAAUUUAUGUAUUUAUUAUGGCUCUUCUAUCAUCGUAGUGUCAGCGUAACUUGUCCAAAGCAAUCAGUAAUAAUAUUAACAAUUAUGAAAUCUAUUUUGUUAAGAAAAAAUUAUCAAUAAAGGAUGUAUUUUUAAUAAUUAAA